Messenger RNA from Lampris incognitus (smalleye Pacific opah), 2907 nucleotides. RefSeq names its product zinc finger, FYVE domain containing 9b (gene zfyve9b). Gene Ontology annotation, cellular component: early endosome membrane; endosome. The record is from RefSeq and is a predicted model, not a curated record. Lineage: Eukaryota; Metazoa; Chordata; Actinopteri; Lampriformes; Lampridae. The transcript has 15 exons. Gene Ontology annotation, molecular function: metal ion binding. Gene Ontology annotation, biological process: liver development; endosomal transport. Bases 1 to 2907 code for a protein of 968 amino acids.
AUGACUGUGCUUGUCUGUGAAGUGGAAAAGGCAUUCCUAAGCCUCGGUGUUUUUAACGACCCCAUUACACUCCCCACUUUACAAACAGACGAAGGGGACGCUCCAUCGCUGAUGGAAACCAAGCACCAUUGGCUGAACAGACCCUGUCUCCUGGUGCUCAAAGAUGGGGAUGUAACUAAACCUGUGCUAGGUUGCAGCCAAAUCCGACCGGAGUCCCCAACCAAAGCCCCAUCGGAUGGAAAAGUGCCCAGUUCUGAGGAUGCUGUGGACCACCAGAAACCUUCUGAGCAUGCUCAGUCCUGGCAAGCUGUCCAAAAGAGCUCAGCAUCCCAGCUGGAGAGCCAGUCUGACAAGCUGCUUAAACAGCUGGAGGAGGGAACCUGCACUGUGACCACCAUCUCCGCAUGGGGGGAGAGGUGUUUUGGGGAGGCCUCCAGCCCUUUGGUGCUGAGUCCCACAGAGGCCACCUGGCCAGAGGAGGAGCACGAGGAGGAGGUGGAGGAAAGGAGACCCCGGCUCCUCCCGUCAAAGGAGGACUCGGUCGUUGAGGAGAAGGAACGUGAAGAGAGCCACCUGGAGCAACAGGAGCACUGCUAUGCCAACGGACCUUCCCCGGCACCGUCCACUCUCACGUCGGGGGAGCCAUGCAGCACCGCAACGUCUGAUGAACUCCAGAGCCGGGCUAAACUCCGCCACCACCACCACCACCACGCCCCUGGCCUUAACGGACACCAGAAGACGGCCCACGCUGCCGGCGUGAUGGGCGACGGUGUGAUGGGCGACAUCUCACCCUCCGUGGACCCCGACAACGAGAAGCUGCCGGCACCCGCUGGUAUCUUGUCCAAGGAACGAGGCGUCGUUCUGGGCGAGGUGGCUCCGGUCUGGGUCCCCGACGCACAGGCUCAGGUCUGUAUGAAGUGCGAGGUCAAGUUCACCUUCACCAAGAGGAGACACCACUGCCGUGCGUGUGGGAAGUUCAGACUCUCACACCUGGACGGCAAAGAGGGGCGGGUUUGCGCUCCGUGUCACUCAGCACUGGUGAAAAGGACACCCCCCAGGGGAAAGAGGAGGGUGUGGUUCGCCGAUGAGAUCCUGAAAAACAAGCUGUCCGGGUCUGCUCCCACCACACCGGCCCGAGGGCCGGCCUUCUCCCCUCCGAUGAGGAGGUCGCCGGAAGUUCCCAUCAGGGGUCCUGCCAGCUCCCCUCAGCUCAGGAGACCCCUCAGGCCGCAGGAAACGACUAUCAAUGAGGCCUGUGGUCCUUAUGGCUGGGGCAGCACAACUCUAAUGAGCAGCCACAUCAGCAGCUCAGCCAACCUCAUCCCCCUGGACGGCUUGCCUCCCAUCCUCACCUCCACCGGAGUUAAGGGAGAUUACACAGUAGAGGAGAGGCCCUCUGCAAUGCUGCUAAUUCAGGAGCUGGAGAGCGGCCGGCCCAAGCCCCUGGUCUUUGUGCUCAAUGCCAACCUGCUCGCCAUGGUCAAGCUGGUCAACUAUGUCAACAGGAAGUGCUGGUGUGUGACGUCAAAGGGCAUGCACGCCGUGGGCCAGGUGGAGGUGGUGGUGCUGCUGCAGUGCCUGCCGGAAGAGAAGAGCUUCCCCAGAGACAUCUUCCGUCACUUCAUCCAGCUGUACCGGGACGCCCUCGCAGGGAAGGUCGUGAGCCACCUGGCCCUCUCGCUCUUCGGCGGCAGCUUGCUGGGCAGUGACGAGCACGCGGGCUUCUUAUACGUGUGCGCCACCUUUCAGUCCCUUCAGGGUCUACCUCUGCCCAACCAGCCCUACCUCUUUGGCCUGCUGGUGCACCGAGCGGAGGUGGCCUGGGCCAGGGCCUUCCCCCUACGCCUCAUGCUGCGGCUGGGAGCUGAGUACCGAUUUUAUCCAUGUCCUCUGUACAGUGUGCGGUUCAGGAAAGCCUUGUUUGGAGAACCAGGCCACACCAUCAUGAGACUGCUGGUGGACUUCAGGAAUUUCCGCUACAGCCUACCAGUGGUGCCGGGGCUGAGUGUGGACCUGGAGGCUCAGCGGACCUGCAUUAAGAUACCAACAAACGGCUACAAUGAUCUGAUGAAGGCUCUGGAUAAGUCCAACGAGCACGUGCUGGCCAUGGGGGCAUGCUUCAACGAGGCUGCCGACUCUCACCUCAUCUGUGUACAGGCGGAGGACGGGCAGUACCACACCCAGGCCAUCAGCAUCCACAGCCAGCCAAGGAAUGUCACCGGCUCGUGCUUUUUUGUAUUCAGCAGUGCCCUGAAGUCCUCUGCAGGAUAUCUCGCCAAAUCCAGCAUCGUGGAAGAUGGCCUGAUGGUGCAGAUCACGGUGGAGACUAUGGCGGAGCUCCGCCGCUCCCUGCGAGAGAUGAAGGACUACACCAUCACCUGUGGACGGCUCGACCAAUCAGAGAGCCAGGAACAUGUUCACCUGCAGUGGCUGGAUGAGAAAUGCACUUUUAAUAAAGGAGUUUAUAGUCCCAUUGAUGGUAAAUCCAUGGAGUCCAUCAGCAGUACGAAAAUGUUCCAAAAGUCGGAAUACAAGGAAAAUGGGAAGAUUAUCCACUGGACAGAGGUGUUCUUUCUACAAAGGGCAAAUCAACCAAAAGGCGGCGUGAGUGAUUCCACCGAACAGAAUCGGCUUACUGAGCGAAUCGCUCGGGCAUUCUGCCUGGCACUGUGCCCACAUCUCAAACUGUUGAAGGAGGACGGGAUGGCCAAACUGGGGCUCCGUGUCACCUUCAACUCCCAAGAGAUUGGCUUUGUUGCUGGAAGCAAUGGGCAGCCUCUCCCUCCUCAGUACCUCAAUGCCUUGGAUAGUGUGUUGAUCCCCGUUAUCCACAGCAGGGGGCGCAAGAGGGACGAAGAGCCCAUUGUGAUGGAGCUCAUCUUUUACAUCCUGGAAAACAUCACAUAA